AUGUUCGCCACCGCCGCGCCCGCGCCGCGCGCCGCGCCCGCGCCGCGCGCCGCGCGAUCGACGACACCGCCGUCGUCCGCGCGCGCGUCCGCGCGCGCGUCGUCGAGCGGCGCGGACGUUCUUUACUUCUGCUACGGCAGCAAUCUCAAUCCCAGCACGUUCGACGGCGUUCGCGGCAUGCGCCCGACGUCGUCCACGCCGUGCGUCCUGCGCGGCUUCGAGCUCGCGUUCAACGUGCCCGGCGUGCCGUACGUCGAACCGGCGUUCGCGAGCGCGGUCGCGCGCGAGGGGGCCGAGUGCCACGGCGUCGCGCACGGCAUCACGCGCGACGAGUGGGAGUACUUAGUCACCACGGAAGGGUCGUACGACGUCGUGGACGUCGAUUGCGACGCGUACGAUGGGCGAAAGCUGCGAUGCAAGACGCUGACGCAUCGUACGCUGAAGAAUUUUGGCGAACGAGCGCCGUCGCUGCGAUACGCGACGCUCCUGCGGGAAGGCGCGCGGUUUCACGGUCUGGACGAGGCGUGGAUCGCGCGUUUGGACGCGUUGGAGACGUACGAGCCGGUUGAGCUGGAUUUAGGACAACGCGCAGCGUUGGCGCUGUCGGUGGGACCGACUUUGCUGGCGGCGGUGCCCGCGGCGGGGGCGGCGGCGGCGAAACGGCUGUCGACGGGCGACGGACGGGGCGCCGUGAUAGACGCGUUCGUGGAGACGCAAGACGUCGUGUGGGGGGUGCAAAACGCGUUUUUCGCGCCGUGGAUGGGGUCGAGCGGUAGGAACGCGAAGAAAUAG
Molecule: messenger RNA, 792 nt
Organism: Ostreococcus lucimarinus CCE9901
Lineage: Eukaryota; Viridiplantae; Chlorophyta; Mamiellophyceae; Mamiellales; Bathycoccaceae
Exons: 1
Coding region: 1-792 (263 amino acids)
Molecular function (GO): gamma-glutamylcyclotransferase activity
Source: RefSeq, a predicted model, not a curated record